Molecule: messenger RNA, 2471 nt
Organism: Phragmites australis (common reed)
Lineage: Eukaryota; Viridiplantae; Streptophyta; Magnoliopsida; Poales; Poaceae
Product: bZIP transcription factor 39-like
Exons: 2
Coding region: 168-2105 (645 amino acids)
Cellular component (GO): endoplasmic reticulum membrane; nucleus
Molecular function (GO): DNA-binding transcription factor activity
Source: RefSeq, a predicted model, not a curated record
ACGUCCCGAGCACGAGCUCGUCAACCCCUGACUCCGUCCGCGCUCCCACUCCCGGCUUCCAUUCCGAAUUCCGAUUCCUACCGCUCCUCCCGUGCUUACUGCCCGACGAUGCCAAAACCCUAGCGCGAACCCCUCCUCCUCGUCCUAUUCCUGGAGACGCACCAGCCAUGGCGGAGCCGGCCCUCCUGGGCACCUCCCCCUUCGACCUCCGCCACUACCCGGCCCACCUCUUCGACCCGGACCUCCCCCUCGCCGGCGGUCUCCCGCUGUGCGAGUUCGACGGCGAUGGCCUCGACUUCGACCUGCCCGUCGAUUUCUCUGUCGACGACUUCCUCCUCCGGUCCCCUGACCGCGUUGACGACGAGUCCGGCGAGGGCUCCGCCGCUGGAUCCGACCCCACCGCCUCCUCCCCCGCGUCCCCUACCACCUCCGCCGCCAACUCCGCCGUGGCCAACGGCGACCGCGAGUUGAAGCACGAGGAUUCAGACGAGGGGAGGAGCGGCGGCGCCCCGAAUUGGAGCCUCAAGCGGAAGCAGGCGAGUCCUGGAGCGAACUCGGAUGGGGCCAAGUGCCGCCGAUCUGGCUAUGGCGAACUUUCCCAGAUUGCAUCAGCGUCGGCUUCGGCGUCACGGGCCGCCGCGGAGGACUCCAACGAUAGAGGCGCUGUUGGCGAGGAAGAGGACAAGCGCCACGCGGCGCGGCUGGUGCGGAACCGCGAGAGCGCACAGCUGUCGCGGCAGAGGAAGAAGCGGUACGUCGAGGAGCUAGAACAGAAGGUGAAGUCAAUGCACUCGGCGAUUAAUGACCUCAAUUGUAAGAUCUCCUUCGUCAUGGCCGAGAACGCCACACUGAGGCAGCAGCUCGGUAGCGGCGGGGGGAAUUGCCCGCCACCUGGGGUGGUGUAUCCACCGGCGCUGUUGCCUGGCAUGCAUUUCCCGUGGGUUCCUGGGUAUGCACCGCGGCCUCAUGGUUCCCAUGUUCCACUUGUGCCAAUCCCGCGGUUGAAGCCACAGCAGACAGCGGCUACAGCCAAGUUAUCAAAGAAACCAGAGACCAAGAAGGCUGUGGAGAACAAGAGUAAGACCAGGACCAAGAAGGUGGUAAGUGUUAGCCUUCUUGGUUUGCUGUUCGUUGCACUUGUCUUUGGAGCUUUUGUUCCGGGGUUCAAUCAUAGUUUUGGAAUGAGAGGCAGGAGCGACAAUGCGAUGUUUAGAAAUUUUGGUCAUUCUGACGCUAGAGUGUUUAGUGUCACUAACCAUGGUAAAGGACCUAAAGGCGGUUUAAACAGUAGCGAAAUGAUCAAUAGUGAUCCUGGAAUGAUGACGGGGAACACUGAUGGAGCAAGGCAGAAGCAUCGGCCUGCACAUAACUCUAGUGAGAGUUUGCCUGCUUUGUUGUAUGUGCCGAGGAAUGGAAAGCAUGUUAAGAUCAUCGGAAAUUUGAUUAUUCAUUCUGUGCUUGCAAGUGAGAAAGCGGUGGCACAUAGGGCCUCAAAGGGUAAUGUUGAUCAGUCAGGUAAAGAUCAUAAAGAGACUAGUGUUGCAAUAUCUCGUUACCUGUCACUGCCUGGAAAGGAUGUGCAUCCACAGGAGACUUCCCCGGCAGAUGGGCCACUGCCACAGUGGUUUCGUGAAGGAAUGGCAGGACCGAUAUUGAACUCGGGAAUGUGCAGUGAGGUAUUCCAGUUUGAUAUUUCUGCAGCUGGCAAUUCUGGUGGCAUUAUACCUGCUUCUCCAACUGUGAACUCCUCGAGUGUUAAUGCUACCCAGAAAAUUCCAACGCCUGCUCCUGCUUAUGGUGGCAAGCUGAAAAACAGGAGGAUCAUGUAUAAUGAAGCAAUUCCACUCACUGGAAAAAUGGUGGACAACACGAAGCCUUUUAACAGAACUUCUGAAAGCAGCAAAUUGCCUAAUAGUAAGGCAGCAUCAUCAAUUGUCUCUGUGCUAGCUGAUCCCAGGGAGGCUGGCAAUGGGGACGGUGAUCCGAGAAUAUCUCCGAAACCCCUCUCUAGGAUAUUUGUUGUUGUUCUUCUUGAUGGUGUCAGAUAUGUCACUUACUCCUGCACACUUCCUUUCAAGAGUGCCAGCCCCCACCUUGUGAACUAAACCAUGGGGCCAGUGCAGUGUUCUGGUGCUUGAGUAGCUAGGUAGUUCGCGGAAUCUGACGGAUGAUAGAUGAAUACAAUCAUCCGGUGAUGUUUGCUAACAAAGGACUAGACUUCAUAUACACUCGGCCUGAGGUAAUUUGAAUCUGUCGAAGGUUUGAAGUGGUGGCUAGCGAAAUGUGGUUCUGCAAGUUCGGUUUCUAGCGCAUGCAGUUUGAGCCGCUGUGACAGUCGGGUUCUUACACUGUACCUCGUGCUGUAACGUUGGUGUAAUCUUGUAAUACCGUUUGAUUGCCGGAGCUGUAACAGUUGCUGAGGGGAGACAAGAACUCUUAAAUCAAUAUAUAAGAUGCUUCCAAUUUCCAAA